UAAAAGGAAACUGAUCGGAAGUCGGACACCGAGUUCGAGCGGGAUUCGUGCUUGGGCUCGAUCCGUCAGAGGCUUCCUUACAUGUACCUUCCACCAUCCUCGCAUGGUUUCAGCCAGUUCCGAUCGAUUGCUAGAUUGAAGACUGCCCAUCAGUGCCAGAGAUCCAGCCAGAAUCUAUCGAUCUCCACCAGUUCGAGCUCCAGCUAUGGCCGGCGAAGACAACGAACGCGGCAGUUCUACUUCUACGGUGGCGUUCCCGCUGCCCCACGCUGACCUCGACUUUGUCCCAAUCGAUCCUCCGUCCCGAGAGACAUCGUCCCGUGAAGAGGCAGAGGAACAAGCGUUGUUACUAUACGCCCUCCGCCAUGCCGCCGGCGUGGACAUGGAGAUGGAGCCUGGUGAUGACGACGACGAACGGUUCGCCCUGCCGAUCCCGCACCUCUCGCUCGCCGGUGGCAACCCCUUCCCUUCCCGCACCGCCCGCGUCGCUUCCCCUGCCGUGGCGGUCAAGAAGCUAAAGCUCGAGACGAGGACCUAUGGUGGACCAGAAUUGGAAGGCAGGAGCGCGGAUGACUCCACGGGGUGCGUCAUCUGCAUCCAGGACUACGAGGUGGGAGACGAGAUCAGCGUGGUGCCGUGCUCCGGCAGGCAUCAGUUCCACCGGAGAUGUAUCGACGUGUGGUUCACGCGGAAGCGCCUCUGCCCGCUCUGCCGCCAUGCGCUGAGCGCCGAGCUCCAACGCGGCCUGAAUUGAGGCACGUCAAAACGUCAAUCGGCUGAGAUCCAUUAUCCAUGGCUUGCGUACGGCUGACUAAUUACGAACCAGGUCACGCAUGGACGACCAGUGCAAGGCCUGGUCCGACCGUGCAGAGUUGACCCUCGGCACUACGCCACUUCUCGGAACGAGCCCUGCCAG
Lolium perenne is the source of this 916-nucleotide messenger RNA. RefSeq lists its product as uncharacterized. Gene Ontology annotation, molecular function: ubiquitin protein ligase activity. Gene Ontology annotation, cellular component: nucleus. The record is from RefSeq and is a predicted model, not a curated record. Lineage: Eukaryota; Viridiplantae; Streptophyta; Magnoliopsida; Poales; Poaceae. Gene Ontology annotation, biological process: ubiquitin-dependent protein catabolic process.